Molecule: messenger RNA, 1862 nt
Organism: Glycine soja
Lineage: Eukaryota; Viridiplantae; Streptophyta; Magnoliopsida; Fabales; Fabaceae
Product: probable folate-biopterin transporter 6
Exons: 5
Coding region: 68-1639 (523 amino acids)
Cellular component (GO): membrane
Source: RefSeq, a predicted model, not a curated record
AAGAUGUUGCAUAAUUUUGACCCAACCCAGGGCCACAUUCAACGCUCCAUUCCACACCGAAUCACACAUGACGAAUAUCUUCUUACACACUGUUAAAGUCAACCCAAAUCUCCCAUCUCAAAACCCAGUUCCCUCCCAUCCCCAUGAAACGGACACAAUGGGUGAGAACGAGAACGCCACCGUCACAACCAAGAAGAAAACCAGCAAAACCCUUCUCACCCUCCUAACGGAACCAUUUCAAUGGAUUCAAAAGCUCUCGUCACAGCUAAACCCAACCUUCGUAAUCGGCGUGUUCCUAAUCUACGGCAUAGGCCAAGGCUUCUCUGGCUCACUCUUCAAGGUAGUGGCAGACUAUUACUGGAAAGACGUGCAAAAAAUCCAACCCUCCACAGUGCAGCUCUACGUCGGCUUCUACUUCAUCCCGUGGGUCCUCAAGCCUCUCUGGGGAAUCCUCACCGACGCAUUCCCCGUCCGCGGCUACCGCCGCCGACCGUAUUUUAUUAUCUCCGGCGUGAUAGGCGCCGUCUCCGCCGCGGUUAUUGCUUUCGCCGGGAACCUCGCCGCCGUCGCCGCGCUGAUGUGCUUCGUCGGCGUUUCGGCAUCGCUCGCGAUCGCGGAUGUGACGAUUGACGCGUGCAUUGCGAGGAACAGCAUCGAGGUGAGGGAGCUCGCACCGGACCUGCAGAGCCUCUGCGGGUUCUGCUCCGGCGCCGGCGCGCUCGUCGGAUACCUCGCGAGCGGGUUCUUCGUGCACCGCCUUGGACCCCAGGAGUCGUUGGGUCUUAUGGCGCUUUCUCCGGCUUUGACAAUUGUGCUGGGUUUUGUGAUUUAUGAAAACAGAACAAGUGGGUCGCAUAUUGAAAAGAAGCAGGCAGUGGAGAGUGUAGGAAUGAAGAUUAGAAGCAUGUACCAAACAAUGUUGUAUCCUCAUGUAUGGAAGCCUUCUCUUUACAUGUUCCUUGCCCUGGCUUUGAAUGUAACCACUCACGAAGGCCAUUUUUACUGGUAUACAGAUCCAAAAGCCGGUCCUGCAUUCUCUCAGGAGUUUGUGGGGGUGAUCUAUGCAAUAGGUGCAGUGGCUUCAUUGAUAGGGGUUCUAAUCUACCACAAGGCACUAAAAGACUACCCAUUUAGAGACCUAGUAUUCUAUGCACAACUCCUAUAUGGCAUAUCUGGUGUAUUGGACCUGAUCUUCAUCCUCCGUUGGAAUUUGGUCAUUGGAAUCCCUGACUACUUCUUUGUUGUCAUUGAAGAAAGUGCCACAAGAAUCACAAGCAAAAUCAGGUGGAUGCCCAUGAUGGUACUCAGCACCCAGUUGUGCCCUUUAGGCAUUGAGGGAACCUUUUUUGCUCUGUUAAUGUGCAUUGAUAGCAUUGGUGCCCUCUUAUCCAGAUGGGGUGGAGGGGUGCUUCUUCGUGUCCUUCACAUCACUAGAACUGACUUUACAAACCUUUGGUUGGCUGUUCUUAUAAGGGACAUGCUUAGGUUUGCUACACUUGCUUUGGUUUUUCUUGUCCCUAAGACUGAUCAAUAUGAGGAACUGCUUCCUUUUGAGGUUUCAGGAAAGAACACGAGUGAUAAGGUAGAUGAAGAAGAGACUUUGGAGCUUGUCCCCAUCAAUGGCAAGACUGAAGUUUAGAUAAAAUUUGUUGCAAUUAUACACACGUCAACCUCACUAUGCAAUUAACCUAUAUGCGAGAUUUUUAGAUGCAUAUUCUGCAGUGGCAUGAGCACGGGCACGGUGGACGACUGUCCAAGGGUCUCAUUUUUAUAGGGAUUCUUUUUAUUACGUUUAUAUAAAUAUUAAAAUAAAAUUAUUCUAUAAUGUUAUAGUGUAGCAAUGUCAAUGUGGGCUUGAAGAA